UCUGAUGUUGAAAUAAUAUCUAAUAAUCUAAUUGAACAAUAUUCUUAUAACCAAGAAGAAUUAGAUGAAUCUAUUAUAUCAGAUGAAUCUAAUUUAAAUAAAUCUAUUUUAAAUAAUGAACAAAUAGAUAAAUUUAAAAAAAUUUAUUAUAAAAAUAAAAUUAAAGAUAAUGAAAAUAAUAAUGAAGAUUCAAUUCAAAAAAUUAAAAAAAAAAAGAUAAAGAAGCUUAAUAUAAAAAAUUACAAACUACAAUAUGUUGCAAAGAAAAAU
Messenger RNA from Dentiscutata heterogama, 270 nucleotides. NCBI's taxonomy places the organism in Eukaryota, Fungi, Glomeromycota, Glomeromycetes, Diversisporales, Gigasporaceae. The record is from the annotation of a GenBank genome assembly.